CUGCUCGCCGUUUCCUUGAUCGCCAACCUCUGCUCCGCCUCCAUGUUUUUUCAUAUGUACUGACUGAAAGAAUUCAUCUCUAGCUUUUGUCUAGGACCUCUGCAGCGCACGCGAUGGUCAAUAUGACAAGCUCACAUACAAUGCAAUACAUCGGACUUUUAUUGUUGGCAGCAAUUCUUCUGCAAACCAUCGCAGUCGCAGUGACUUUCAUAUACUUCAGCAAUGUCCUAACGACGAUGAAAGAGACGUUCUCCAAGAGCAGUGUAUCAUGUUUGAUGCGCGCCAACCUCAGAACUAUCAAGGGUAUCGAUCCGAGCGCCUCAGACGUUAAAGACGACCCCUGCUGGCAAGUCACGCAACAGCUGCACUUCUUAAUCGAGAAGUCAAUGUCGAACCGUUACCAGAAGGAAAUCACCUCUGCCAUUAAAGAUGAAGUGACUCGCAUGCUGCCGUCUCUGGUAAUCCAAGACCAGGAGACGGCUCCCCGACCCAAGAUUGCAGCUCAUGUCACUGGCAGUUUGCCUCCAGAGACAGACAAAGAUUUAAGAGGUCCUCCUAACAGGAAGGUCCAGGGCCAGAAGAUCCAGUCCUGGGAGUCUGAGAAAGGCCUGGCCUUCCUCCAGAACGUGCAGCUCAGUGACGGAGAGCUGGUAAUGCCGCAGGCUGGUCUCUAUUAUAUCUACUCGCAGACCUACUUCAGGCACAUGGUGUCCCCUGAGGAGGAGGAGGAGGACGGCGACGAAGAGGAGGCGGCACGGGAGAAUGCCGGGAGCUCUGUCCGGGGAAAGCCCAUGCUUCAGUACGUCUAUAAGAAAAUGGGCUCCUAUCCCGUGCCCAUCCUGCUCAUGAAGAACGCCCGCACCACAUGCUGGUCCCGAGACACAGAGUUCGGCCUGUACUCCAUCUACCAGGCCGGGCUGUUUCAGCUUGGCGCCGGGGACAGGGUGUUUGUCACCGUCAGCAACGUGAGCACGAUCGACAUGGAUGAAAAGUCGAGCUUCUUCGGCGCCUUCUUGGUCAGCUAGACCACACGAGGCACAGAAAGUGGCGGUGCAAUGUUUCAGACUUUGCUUUGAGCUUCUCUGCUGCGAUGACCCGCUCGGCUGGCUGGCAGGCAGGCACAGGUUGCCGUUCGUUUGUCUAGCCCCCUAGGACACACCGGUGCUGCGGUGCGACUCUUGAGUGGCUGCAGGCUUAUGAAUCAGAUGUAAAUGUGUGCUGAACAACAUUCCCAGAUGAAGCGCUGCAAAUAGAGUGAUGAUUGUAAGCACUUGUUACACUCCCUACACCAGUGACUCCUCUGCUGGUUUGGAAGACUAUAUUUGGAAGCUGAAAUAGCGAGGGGAGAUAAACUUCGGGUGCAACUCACCCCCUUUUCCUGAGACACUGUGGACUUGUCUGGGCUUGCCGGGUAGUUGUGCAAGCAGAGGGGCCACAGAGGGGCCAAGGUGGUUGUCUCUCCCCACCGGAGAUGACAGGGGUGGGGCAGACCAGAGAUCCAAGGUUCUGCCCUCUGUUGUUCGGGAGAAGCACGGGUCACAUGAUGUGAUGCCAGAACAGGAAAGUCGGACACCAGCUCAUUUUCCAGUGAGUGUUUCCUCUCCUGUCUGCCUUUUGUCCCAGAGCAGAGAAUCUAUGUAGCAAUGAUUAAAGACUUUUUGUAUGUAUGCAAAAUGCAGUGCUAAUACAAAAAAGUAUUAGGUAGCUGUAUUUCUUUUAGGGUUGAGGAAUAAAAUGUGAAUUUGUACCUAUUUCUCUGCUCACAAUGUGUAAACCAGUAUGUAUUUUUCUUAAAUCAUGGACUCUGAUAUGUCUUGUUUGUAUUUGAUUUUGAUUCUGAGGAAUUCCUAUUUUGAUACAAGAUAUUAUGAGGGAAAUUUUAGUUCACCAUUAAUGCUUCAACCUACCUGGCUCUAUCUCAGUAGAGGAAAUCUAAUAAGCCUGAAUGUUGUUAAGGGUGCGAAUACUGUGAGAUCCUCUUCCAUGUUAAUUAUGAGGAAUACAAAUCUUUUUUCUAUGAAAACCCUUCUGCCAUGGUUCCAAUUGAUGGAAGUUAGAUAUAGAUGGUUAGAUAUAUUUGUUACCUUUUAUAUCACAGUCCAACAAUAACUGUAGUUUGUUAUCAGUAAGGAAUAGCUUGGGGGCAUGAAUGCUGGUAUUGUCCUUUCACAAAUGUAAAUAUACACACAUAACAGCUAAGAUAAUUCAUCAAGAUAAUAUGUUUUUUUUUUUUUUUUAUGUUGUCACACCACAUUAAAUAAAGUUUGGACUGAAGCUA
Molecule: messenger RNA, 2278 nt
Organism: Clupea harengus (Atlantic herring)
Lineage: Eukaryota; Metazoa; Chordata; Actinopteri; Clupeiformes; Clupeidae
Gene: tnfsf10
Product: TNF superfamily member 10
Biological process (GO): immune response
Cellular component (GO): membrane
Molecular function (GO): tumor necrosis factor receptor binding
Source: RefSeq, a predicted model, not a curated record